This is a messenger RNA of Panicum virgatum (switchgrass), 979 nucleotides long. RefSeq lists its product as uncharacterized. Lineage: Eukaryota; Viridiplantae; Streptophyta; Magnoliopsida; Poales; Poaceae. The record is from RefSeq and is a predicted model, not a curated record. The transcript has a single exon. Bases 117 to 764 code for a protein of 215 amino acids.
ACAGCGAGAUUCCAUUCACCGAUCGAUAGUGUACGUACGGUUCAGCUCAACAGGACUCCAUUAGCAGCCUUCAGGUCAAGCACACCGGUAAUAACUUGCUGUUCGUUCGUGUGCCCAUGGAUCAUCAGUACCCGCCGCCCAUGUACGCGAGCGCUCCGCCGACCCCGGGCAACAUGGAGACGGCCCUCGUCGGCGUCGCGGCGUACCCGCCGGCCCCGGCGCAGGGCCUGCCCGUGCGCCCCCCGCAGCAGCUCGGCGGGGGCGCCCCGGCGGCGGACGGGGACGACAGGAGCGGCUGGGCGGGCAACGACCCCAGGACGCUGCUCGUGGUGGCCGCGCUGCUCACGGCGCUCGCCUAUCUGCUCGGCCUCAGCAUGCCCGGCGGCUACUGGCAGCGGGACACGCCGUCCAGGGACGGCAGGGCGGUGUACCGCGCCGGCGACCCCGUCAUGCGCGACCUACACCGGCCGAGGUACUGGGUGUUCAGGGCGGCGACCUGGGCGGGGGUCGCGAGCUCCAUGGUGAUGACGCUGAGCCUGCUGGUCCGGAUGCCCGUGGGCUCGCGCCACGCCCUGUGGUCGUUCUCGGUGGCCUACGCCAGCCUCGUGCUCACCUUCAUCGUGUCGCAGUCCAGGACGCACCUGUCGCUGGACAUCCUCAUCUGGGUGGCGGUCCUCGCCCUCAUCUGGCUCGUCAUCAACCUCCACCCGGAGCACCGGGCGCGCGUCAUCCUGGCGAUCUUCUGCUGCAACCGCGACAACUGAAAGAAACCUCUUGCCUGUUUUUUUAUAUAUAUCUGAGUUUUUGUGUGCGGUUAGUCCCUGGGUCAGCUCAUCAUGGACUGAUGAAAGUCUGAAACUAGUUGCUUCCGUAUUGGUAAUGGUAAUGGUGCUAUGUUUGAUUGGCUUUUCUCAGGCAGUGAACCCAAUGUAAACUUGUAUCCAUAUCCAUACAAAUUGUGGCUAAAUUUGACUUGCAA